Molecule: messenger RNA, 696 nt
Organism: Acanthosepion pharaonis
Lineage: Eukaryota; Metazoa; Mollusca; Cephalopoda; Sepiida; Sepiidae
Source: the annotation of a GenBank genome assembly
AUGGUUUUAGAUGUGAUGCCACGUGCCUUGUUGACGGCAAUCUUCUUCUUCUUCUUCUUCUUCUUCUUCUUCUUCUUCUUCUUCUUCUUCUUCGUCAUUAUCAUCUUCUUCUUCUUCUUCUUCUUCUUCUUCUUCUUCUAUUUCAAAUCUAUCUAUCUAUCUAUCUAUCUAUCUAUCUUAACCUCUUUAUCUCUCUUCAUAUUCUCUAAUGUCUUUCCUAUCUAUCUAUCUAUCUAUCUAUCUAUCUAUCUAUCUAUCUAUUUAUCUAUCUAUCUAUCUAUCUUGGGCACCUCGAAGCGGUCUACGCUUGGAAAAUCACUAUCUAUCUAUCUAUCUAUCUAUCUAUCUAUCGUGGUGGGGGGGCUCCAAUUAGGUUUUUACAUAUUUCUCGUUUUUAUUUUAUCUUUCGUUACUGGCUCUUUUUUUUUCUUUUCAUUUUUUUUCUCUUUUUUUGCUUUUCUUAUUUUAAUUUAUUUCUUUUGUCUUGUUUCUAUCGAUUUUAAUUCAUUUCUCACAAAAUUUAUUCUUUCUUUUUCUUCUUUUUUCUUUAUUAAUAUCGCUUUCUAUUCAUCUUCUCGCUCUUGUUUUUUCUUUCUUUCUUUCUUUCUUUAUUUCUUUCUUUCUUUCUUUCUUUCUUUCUUUCUUAUCCAUCUUUUUUUCCUUCCUUUUUGUUCCGCCUAUCUUUCUUCAUUUUGA